This is a messenger RNA of Drosophila hydei, 596 nucleotides long. RefSeq names its product C-type lectin 37Db-like. NCBI's taxonomy places the organism in Eukaryota, Metazoa, Arthropoda, Insecta, Diptera, Drosophilidae. Bases 33 to 596 code for a protein of 187 amino acids. The transcript is spliced from 2 exons. The record is from RefSeq and is a predicted model, not a curated record.
UGAGCAGUAGUCGAUUUGGAGUAUCAACCAAGAUGUUUCGGUAUAUAGUUUUGGACAUAGCAUUGCUUCAAGUGCUGGCGCAAUUUUGGUUGAUUGAAUCAAUUAACUUUAGCACCCGUGUGGAGUACAAAAAUAUUGAUUUUGUACCCCUAGAAUAUCAAGCACAUUUGAAACCCUUCGAGCUCAUCGGUAGUAAGUUCUAUUACAUUGGCAAUGCGGAACUCAAUUGGUUUCAGGCGGUGCAAGAGUGUCGCAAAAAGGGGGGAAAUCUCAUCAAUUUGAAAACACAUCAGGAGACGUUAGUUAUAGGCAUGCAGCUGAAUGCCAGCCACGACUAUUGGGUAGACAUCAACCGACUGGGUCAAGAGGAAUAUGUUUCGAUAACAACUGGAUUAAGGCCCGAUUAUCUGAAUUUCCUAGCUAAGGAUAUGAAUGAAGUAAACGAUUACUAUCAUACCAAUGAACAAUUAAGUUGUGUGACCUUGGUGAAGGGCUAUGAAGAUAGUUUUGUCAUGAAGGAGACGAAGUGCAUGGAAAAAUCUAGAUUCAUUUGCCAACUAUCCUCACCGCGAACAAUUUCCAUUGUGGUCUGGUAA